Cornus florida is the source of this 2631-nucleotide messenger RNA. RefSeq names its product protein NUCLEAR FUSION DEFECTIVE 4-like. Lineage: Eukaryota; Viridiplantae; Streptophyta; Magnoliopsida; Cornales; Cornaceae. The transcript has a single exon. Gene Ontology annotation, cellular component: membrane. Bases 608 to 2449 code for a protein of 613 amino acids. The record is from RefSeq and is a predicted model, not a curated record.
ACAAGGAUUUGAAUCCCCUCUAGUGGGACGCGUGAUCUCUCCUCUGUUUUCGUGAAGUGAAAUUAAAUUUAAAAGGUUUAAAAACAGUCACGUGAUUUGAUAAUUCACCGAUCAUGUUCUUAUGAGACCGGAGUCCAACAUUAAGUGAAUUUUUUUGUUUUAAUGAGUUAUCGAUUGACGUGACAUUAAAAGUCUUCUAGAAGAGGAUAAGGUAUUGGGUUUGUUUGGGUGCACCUCGCGCUUGCACGACAGGUACUACCCGAUUCUAUUCUUCGGAAAAUUAGGCACUUGUGGGACCCAAAUUAUUAUGGUAGGUCCCAUCACUCUCAUAUUUCCCUUCAGGUUGGGGCACUGCUUUUUUACAAAUUUUCCAAGAUUUCAAUCCCAUUUCUGCUUUUGAAACAUAACAUCACCGUCAUCUUCAUGCCACUUAGUAAAUCAAGUCAAGUUGUCAACUGCGAAGUUAGUUUGAAACUUCUUACUUCACAGUAUUUAAUUGUAUCACUCUCAUAUAUCUAAACAUAUACAGUAUAAUAUAUCUAUACACACUCACCCUUCUGGACUCCUCCAUCAUUUAUCAAUCCAAACACAAAUCACCAACUAAACCAUGGCGGUGGCUGAGCUCACUGGUGGCGGUGGUGGUGGUGGUUGGAGACAGAUGAGUAGCUUCAGCCUCCACCUGAUCACCAGCCGGUGGUUCUUGGUCUUUGCUUCACUCCUCAUCAUGUCCGCUUCUGGAGCAACCUACAUGUUCGGCCUCUACUCCGGCGACAUCAAAUCAGCCCUGGCUUACGACCAAACAACCCUAAACUUGCUCAGCUUCUUCAAGGACUUAGGCGGCAACGUCGGCGUCCUAUCGGGGCUCAUCAACGAGGUCACGCCGGCGUGGGUGGUUCUCUCCAUCGGCGCCGCCAUGAACUUCUUCGGCUACUUCAUGAUAUGGCUCGCCGUCACCGGCCACACGGCCAAACCCCACAUCUGGCAAAUGUGUGUGUAUAUAUGUAUGGGUGCAAAUUCUCAAGCCUUUGCCAAUACAGGAGCUUUAGUCACUUGUGUGAAGAACUUCCCAGAAAGUAGAGGCAUUGUUUUGGGACUUUUGAAGGGCUUUGUUGGCCUAAGUGGUGCAAUUAUCACACAACUAUACCGUGCACUUUAUGGUCACGAUUCCAAGUCCCUAAUCUUAUUCAUUGCUUGGUUACCUGCUGUUGUGUCAAUCGUUUUUCUUCGAACAAUUAGGAUCAUGAAGGUUGUCCGAUCACAAAAUGAGCUCAAGAUUUUCUUUAAUCUUCUCUAUAUAUCGCUCGGCCUCGCCGGCUUUCUCAUGGUUAUAAUCAUCAUCCAACAUAGGUUUAACUUUUCUAGGGUUGAGUUUUACGGAAGUGCUUCAGUUGUACUUAUACUACUCUUUGCUCCUCUUUUUAUUGUCAUAAGAGAAGAACUCACUCUUUGGACGCACAAGAAAAAAGGGUUGAAUGAUUCUCCUCAAAUUAUCAAAGUAGUGAGUGAAAAUCCACCUCCUGUUGAAUUAGUGGCGCCACCACCGGUGGUGGCACCACCGGAAAAGCAUGUGUCAUGCGUGGCCAACAUUUUCCGGCCACCGGACAGAGGAGAGGACUAUACCAUAUUGCAAGCACUUUUUAGCGUGGACAUGAUAAUUCUAUUUGUUGCAACAGCAUGUGGAGUUGGGGGCACAUUGACAGCCAUAGACAACUUGGGUCAGAUUGGUAAGUCAUUAGGCUAUCCAACCACUAGCACCACCACAUUCAUAUCCCUAGUGAGCAUAUGGAACUAUCUCGGCCGAGUCGUGUCCGGAUUCGCCUCCGAGAUCCUCCUAGCAAAGUAUAAGUUCCCGCGUCCCCUAAUGCUCACAUUUGUGCUUCUUCUCUCAUGUGUUGGCCAUCUUCUCAUCGCCUUCGGCGUGCCCAAUUCUCUCUAUUUCUCCUCUGUCAUUAUAGGGUUUUGCUUUGGAGCUCAAUGGCCGUUGAUUUACGCAAUCAUAUCGGAAUUAUUCGGCCUCAAGUACUACGCAACGUUGUACAAUUUCGGGGCCGGUGCAAGCCCUGUUGGAUCAUAUAUACUCAGUGUCAAAGUGGCUGGUCAUCUCUAUGACAAAGAGGCUUUGAAGCAAUUGGCAGCUAAGGGUGUCACAAGGCGAGCCGGGGACGACUUGACGUGCACCGGCGUGGAGUGUUACAAGCUUUCCUUUCUUAUAAUGACUGCGGCCACAUUGUUUGGAUGUCUAGUAUCAUUUAUUUUGGUUAUUAGAACAAGAAAAUUUUACAAAAGUGAUAUAUACUACAAGUUCAGAGAGCAGGCCGAUGGGGCAGACUUUCCGGUGGUUUUGACUGCAGACGGUGUUGCUCCGGUGAGAGGAGGAGAGUCCAGGGCGGUGCCAAUGCCAAUGCAAGUGCAGCCUCCACCACCACCACUAAACAAUCAGAACAAAUAGAGAAGCUAGGGUAAUCAAAAGCCUUGAGUCAAAAAUAUAUAUAUCGCUUAGAAAGUAACAGUAAUUAGAAACAAUGGCAUCAUGUACUCAUUUCUUGCUGUUUGUUUAGCAAAUUUCAGUCAAUUGUUCUUAUUGAAUGUCACAAUCUAUAAAUAUUAAACAUGUUUUGGGGAAUUUUCUCA